Molecule: messenger RNA, 515 nt
Organism: Cylicostephanus goldi
Lineage: Eukaryota; Metazoa; Nematoda; Chromadorea; Rhabditida; Strongylidae
Source: the annotation of a GenBank genome assembly
AUGGAAAUGCGAUACAUCUCUUUGCAGAAGCGCGUGCCCGUCUGGAAACGUCAUGUCUUUCCGGCUACUCCUGUUGGGAGCUCCGAUCCGUUUGAACUGCCUUCUAAUCUUACUCCAGCUCUCAAGCGGGUCAAAUCAAGAGCGAAGCUACCGGCGAAAGGAUCCGGUGCUACAGCAAGUCUGUCCAAGUUGACGACAUUCAAUAAAUGCAGUUCUUUCUUGGGUGCCCCACCGCUAAGAUGUAGUCCUCGGAAAAAUCCAGCUUCGGUUGCAAAGCCCAAUCCGGACUGUGACGCUAUUUUGAGUAAAGAGAGCUCUUCGGAAGUCUCUACGACUACAGUUCUCGGUAGCGACGACUGUAAAGCCGAUGUCCCAACUCCAUCUAGAGCAAGAGUAAUCGGCGUUACAUCUUAUGACCAAACUAUCUUCAUGAACGAACGUGAUGUUUUCAGAGUAAUCUUUUCCCAACCUCUUUGCCACCAAAGAAACCUCGUCUUUCCUUUAUGCACAUGAGC